This is a messenger RNA of Drosophila obscura, 2061 nucleotides long. Its product is annotated as glycoprotein-N-acetylgalactosamine 3-beta-galactosyltransferase 1. NCBI's taxonomy places the organism in Eukaryota, Metazoa, Arthropoda, Insecta, Diptera, Drosophilidae. Gene Ontology annotation, molecular function: N-acetylgalactosaminide beta-1,3-galactosyltransferase activity. The transcript is spliced from 3 exons. The record is from RefSeq and is a predicted model, not a curated record. The coding region runs from base 171 to 1532 and encodes 453 amino acids. Gene Ontology annotation, cellular component: membrane.
CUAUAGGGUUCAGUUCGAGCUGGAAAUAGAAAAUAGAAUAUCCAACUUUGUGACAAAACCCAAUGUGUUGUUGAUACAGGUGAUCUUGGAGCAGGCCAACACCAGACGGGCUACAGUUGAAAGUGAAACGUGAAAGAAACCCGAUCUGAAACAAUUUGUGGAAUACCAAAAUGUCAAGCACAAGUCUUCUAACGCGAUCCCUGCUAACUGAAGCGCCCCGAUCGAAGAAUCGCUCGAUCUUCACCCUUAUCUUGGGCGUUGUGGUGGGUUAUUGUCUGGCCCAGUUGUUUGCAAGUAUUGUGCCUCACGAAAGCUUAUACCCAUAUCUGAGCAGAAGACUGCGUAUCCACAGCGAUCCCCACGUCGACCGAAAGCCGGCCAAGGCCGAGCAAGUUGAUCGCGAUGUAUUUCAGCAUCACUCCAAUGAGCACCGCGACGACAACUCCACCGUGGCCGAGCAGCUGAAGAAGGAGGUUCGCAUCCUCUGCUGGGUGAUGACAAACCCCACGAACCACAAGAAGAAGGCGCGUCAUGUGAAGCGGACUUGGGGCAAGCGGUGCAACAUUCUGCUCUUUAUGAGCUCCGGCCAAGACGAUGAGCUGCCCACUGUCAAACUGAAUGUGGGAGAGGGUCGAGAGAAUCUGUGGGCCAAGGUCAAGCAGGCUUUCACAUAUGUUUACCAGCACCACUACAACGAUGCCGACUGGUUCUACAAGGCCGACGACGACAGCUAUGCGGUGAUCGAGAACCUGCGCUACAUGCUGUAUCCCUACAGCCCCCAGACGCCCGUACACUUUGGCUUCAAGUUCAAGCCGUUCGUCAAACAGGGCUACAUGUCCGGCGGAGCUGGCUACGUUCUCAGCCGAGAGGCCCUGCGCCGGUUCGUCGUCGAGGGCAUACCGAAUCCGAAAAUGUGCCUGCCGGGCACUGUGGUAAAUGAGGAUAUCGAGAUCGGUCGCUGCAUGCAGAACUUGAAUGUUACGGCGGGCGAUUCCAGGGAUGCAAUGGGUCGCGGUCGUAUGUUUCCAUUUGUGCCCGAACAGCAUCUCAUACCCGCCAAGUUGGAUAAGAACUUUUGGUACUGGAACUAUAUUUAUUACAAGACGGAUGAUGGUCUCGAUUGCUGCUCAGAUCUGGCCAUAUCCUUUCACUAUGUUCCGCCAAAUCUGAUGUAUGUGCUGGACUAUCUGAUCUAUCACUUGAAGCCAUAUGGUCUGCAGAGGUCACUGGAACGCCUGCCCGCCAAACUGCCAGUGGGUGAAUUUCUUCCGGCCCCGAUUGAGCAACCAGCGGCCAGCAAUGAGGAUUCUGUGGAUGAUUACGAUAGGCUAGUAACCACAACCACUGAGGCGCCCAAGGAGCCCGAUGCUAGGGAAAUGGACUCGAGAGAGGUGGAAAAGGAAGAGGCCAAAUAUAGGAAACGGAUCUCGAAGGAAGCUGCUUCCAGGGAUACCAGAGAAAUCGACGGCGAUUCGGACUCAAGUGAUGACGAGGAGGCCAAUGACGAAGAGGUCAAAAGGUCGAAGAAGUAAAGUAAAGGAAAAAAAGUUUAGAUUUUAUAUGUUCAGCAUUUGAUCCAUUUAAAUGUAAAAGUAGAAGUAGAAUUUAUCAUGAGGCAAUAAUUAGGUUGUAGGCCUGUAUAAGUAGACCACUUGCUCACAUUUGAAAUUUUCAAUAUGCAGUAAGCACACAUAUUAUUCGGACACCCUUGUCACUAUACCCUGGUUUAAAAACCUAUAACUUGGCGUACGGUUAAGUUAAACAGAAAAAGAUCAAAGGUCAACAUUUCUACAAUCCGGUCACAAAAAAUAUUUAAAUUUUCUACUAUGGUAUACUUAUAAAAAUUUAGUAAAGAAAAAAAAUCACUUUUUUACGCACAUAAAUAUUCGGACAAUCGUAAGGUUCUUCAAGUAAUAUUUGAAUAUUACACCUACAAAAAUAAAAUAGAAUUUUUUUGCCGCAUUCAUUCUUUAUGAUUGUCUAAAAGUUCUCGGCACAAAUUUUCCCCAAAAGUGUUGGUACUUUUCCCCAAAAGUGUUAGUGCCCUAUGGAUUCAUAUUG